This is a messenger RNA of Neltuma alba, 555 nucleotides long. Its product is annotated as stigma-specific STIG1-like protein 1. Lineage: Eukaryota; Viridiplantae; Streptophyta; Magnoliopsida; Fabales; Fabaceae. The transcript has a single exon. The coding region runs from base 70 to 537 and encodes 155 amino acids. The record is from RefSeq and is a predicted model, not a curated record.
AUAUUGAUCAUUCCUUUUCUUUCUAUCUCUCUCUGACUCGCUCUCGAAUCAUAACUCGAGAGCAAAGCCAUGGCGUUCUUGAAAGGACUCAUGCUCUUCAUGGUGGCCUUGACCAUGGCUUUGGCUUUGUCCGUCACUCUCACCAUGAACGGCAUCACCCAGCAAGACCAUGGCCCUACCAUCAGUGACAACAAAAUGGACGACAAAGCCUUGCCUUCCAAGAGGGUAAGCCGGUUCCUGGCGACGAACAACGACGUCACGGUGCGAAACCCUAACGCCGCCGAUCACUGUCACAAGGACCAUGAGGUUUGUUACUUGUUAGAAGGCAAAAACUCAACUUGCUGCAACAAUAAGUGUGUGGAUCUGCACUACGAUAAUAAGAACUGUGGAGCCUGCAAGAACAAAUGCAAGUUUACCCAGACUUGUUGCAGAGGACAAUGUGUUGAAUUGGCUUUUGAUAAGAGGCAUUGUGGAGCUUGCAACCACAGGUGUGAGAAAGGUGAAUUCUGUGUCUAUGGAAUGUGCAAUUAUGCUUAAUUAGUCAUGGAAGAGGAG